AUGCCUCCUUAUUUGAGAGCAAGGAUACUACUCAUCUCCCUUCAAGUCCCUGGAAAUUCUGCAACCACGACGAGGGACACCAUCUCAGCUGGCCAAGCAGCACUAUCCAUUCACGACAAGCUCGUCUCCCAGAAUGGAAGGUACGCCCUUGGGUUUUUUGAGGCCGGUAGCUCCCAAAACACAACCAACUGGUACCUUGGCAUAUGGUUCAACAGUAUCCCAAAAUUUACUGUAGGAUGGGUAGCAAACAGGAAUGACCCAAUGAAGAACCAUACCUCGUUGGAGCUCAAAAUCUCCCACGAUGGCAACCUUGUUGUCACAAACCGGCCCACUGACUCCAUUGUCUGGUCUACUCAGGCCACCAUGAAAAGAAACAACACCAUUGCUGUUCUCUUGAACAGCUCAAAUCUUGUCUUAAGAGAUGCCUCAAACUCAUCUGAUAUUUUGUGGCAAAGCUUUGACCACCCGACAGAUACCUUAUUCCAAUGGGCUAAGCUUGGUUGGGACAAUGUCACUGGUCUCAAUCGCCGCCUCGUCUCUAAGAAAAACUCAAUUAGCCCGGCUACUGGGUUUUACUAUGAGGAGCUAGACCCUAGUGGUGUUAACCAAAUUGUCCUUGCAUCACUCAAGUCCUCCAAACCUUAUUGGUCCAGUGGUGUGUGGAAUGGAAAAAGAUUUAACUCGUCGCCAGAGGUCUCAAGGAACGUUGGUUACCUGUCAUUUGUAGAGACUACCCAUGAGAAGUAUCAUACAUUCCAUGUGUCAGAUGAAAUGAAUAUUUAUUAUAACUUGGGUGUCUCGGGUCAGACAAACGUAUUCAUUUGGCCUGAAGGUUCACAAGAUUGGGUGCUUGCCCAUGCCGAACCUAGAUCUCAAUGUGAUGUGUACGCAGCCUGUGGACCUUACACAAUUUGUGAUGAUGAUGCUCUGCCUCAUUGCACUUGUUUGAAGGGGUUCAGUGUAACAUCCAUUGAAGAUUGGGAGCUAGAUGAUCACAGCAAUGGAUGCUCGAGGAACACUGCAUUAGAUUGCAAUUUUUCAAAUGAAAGUUCAAUAAGAUCCAUGGAUAAAUUCUUAUCUAUUCCAUGUGUUAGUUUAGCGCAAAGUGAGCGCAAAACAGAGGAUGCUAAAAGCAGUGGUGAAUGUGCUCAAGUCUGCUUGGCCAAUUGCUCUUGCACUGCAUAUUCCUUCAGUAACAAUACAUGCUUUAUUUGGCAUGAAGAAUUGCUAAACGUAAGGCAAAUACAAUGUGGUGCCACAGCAGAUUCAAAUGGAGAAACUCUCAACCUUCGUCUUGCGGCUAAAGAUAUGCAAAGUUUAGAGAAAAACAAGAGAGUAUUUACUAUUGGAGUUGCCGUUGGUAGUAGUGCUGCUGCUUUAUGUUUGUUUGCAUUCAUCAUGCUGAUAAUGAUUUGGAGAAACAAAAGGAAGAGCUCUUGCCGAAUCUCACAAACAGCCCAAGGUUGCAAUGGAAUCAUUACAUUUCGAUACAUUGAUUUACAAUGUGCAACUAAAAAAUUCUCAGAAAAGUUAGGGCAAGGUGGUUUUGGUUCUGUAUUCAAGGGGUUCUUGAGUGACUCGACAGCGAUAGCAGUGAAGAGGCUUGAUUAUGCUCAUCAUGGAGAGAAGCAAUUCAGAGCUGAAGUGAAAUCAAUUGGAAUAAUCCAACACAUUAAUUUAGUCAGAUUAGUUGGUUUUUGCUGCGAGGGUGCUAAAAGGUUGCUUGUUUAUGAACACAUGCUGAAUGGCUCUCUUGAUAUUCAUCUUUUCCGGAGCCAAGUGACAUUAUUGAAGUGGAGCACUAGGUAUCAAAUAGCACUGGGAGUUGCCAGAGGAUUGACCUACUUGCAUGAGGGGUGCUGUGACUGCAUCAUACAUUGUGAUAUUAAACCAGAAAAUAUUCUCCUUUCUGAUUCAUUUAUCCCAAAAAUUGCAGAUUUUGGGAUGGCCAAGUUCUUGGGGAGGGAUUUUAGCCGAGUCUUAACUACAUUCAGGGGAACUAUAGGAUACGUUGCGCCUGAAUGGAUCGCUGGAGUGGCUAUUACACCAAAAGUUGAUGUGUAUGCCUAUGGCAUGGUUCUAUUGGAAAUCAUAUCUGGACAAAGGAAUACAUCUGUUUCAUGUUCCUGCAGUAGUAGCAAUCAUGACAUUUAUUAUCCUGUACAUGUUGCACGGACGAUUGUUGAGGGAGAUGUAAUGAGCUUGCUGGACCACAGAUUAAAUGGUGAAGCCAAUUCGAAGCAGGUCGAAAUAGCUUGCAAGCUUGCAUGUUGGUGUAUUCAAGAUGAUGAGUCUAAUAGACCAACAAUGGCCAAGGUGGUUCAGACCCUUGAGGGUUUACUUGAAAUUAACAUACCCCCAAUGCCAAGAUUACUUCAAGCUAUUUCUGGAAGUUCUAGUUUUACUUGCUUCUAA
Messenger RNA from Sorghum bicolor (sorghum), 2415 nucleotides. Its product is annotated as G-type lectin S-receptor-like serine/threonine-protein kinase At2g19130. Bases 1 to 2415 code for a protein of 804 amino acids. NCBI's taxonomy places the organism in Eukaryota, Viridiplantae, Streptophyta, Magnoliopsida, Poales, Poaceae. The record is from RefSeq and is a predicted model, not a curated record. The transcript is spliced from 2 exons. Gene Ontology annotation, molecular function: ATP binding; protein serine/threonine kinase activity. Gene Ontology annotation, biological process: recognition of pollen; protein phosphorylation.